CCCUCACAUCAACUCUUGUUCCAAACUUUUCUCUUCGCUCUCAGACUGAUCCAGAACAACCGCCGCGCCGUUUUUACGCACAGCAGCUCCUGCAGCUGGAGCACUUUUCUCCUCCUAAUCAUGGAUGACGAGUUCCUCUCCAACCUUUCUCCGACUCCUCCCGGAGACCCCGAGGCUUUGACCCCCAACUCCACCCUGGAGCCCGGCUGGUGGGGGUCCUCAGACGGCGGGGAGACGGCGCACUUCGUGCUGCGCUGCGUCAUGACCUCUGCCUACAUCCUCAUCAUCACCGUGGGUCUGUUGGGCAACAUCACCCUGGUGAAGAUCUUUAUCACCAACAGCGCCAUGCGCAGCGUGCCGAACAUUUUCAUCUCCAGCCUGGCUGCGGGAGAUCUGCUCCUGCUGGUCACCUGUGUGCCCGUGGACGCGUUCCGGUUCUUCUCUGAGGAGUGGGUGUUUGGCGAGGCGGCCUGCAAACUCAUCCCCGUUAUUCAGCUCACCUCUGUCGGGGUGUCGGUCUUUACGCUCACGGCUCUCAGCGCGGACAGGUAUAAGGCCAUCGUGAACCCGAUGGACAUUCAGACAUCCAGCGCUGUCUUCUGGACAUGUCUGAAAGCUGUUUCCAUCUGGCUCCUCUCUGUCCUGCUAGCUGUCCCUGAAGCCAUUUUCUCACAAGUUGUUUCCAUGCAGAAUCACAGGGACAAUAUGAACGUCACCUUUGUGAAUUGCGUGCCCUACCCGCUGUCCAAUGAGAUGCACCCUAAAAUUCACUCGGUGAUGAUCUUCCUGGUUUACUUCCUGAUCCCUCUGACCAUCAUCUCCGUGUACUAUUACCACAUUGCCCGCACGCUAAUCAAGAGUGCCCACGACAUGCCCGGAGAAGUCAGUGAACACACCAAGAGACAGAUGGAGACGAGGAAGCGCCUGGCCAAGAUUGUGCUUGUUUUUGUGGGCCUGUUUGCGUUGUGUUGGUUUCCCAACCACGUGCUCUACAUGUACCGCUCCUUUCACUACCACCAGAUGGACCUGUCCCUGGCUCAUCUCAUCAUCACCUUGGUGGCCAGAGUCCUCAGCUUCUCCUCCUCUUGUGUCAAUCCCUUCGCUCUCUACCUGCUCAGCGAGAGCUUCCGCCGCCACUUUAACAGUCAGCUGCGAUGCGGACGAGGUGCCCGUCCUGAACGCCAACCCAGCUACAUGCACAGCACCUCUCACAUCCGCCUCACAUCCAUCAAGAAGACCGUGCCCACCGCCGUGGUUGUGGCUCCAGCAGCAAACGGCAACCCCAAUAAACAGGAAGUGGCUCUUUGAAGAGGGGAACCUUCCAGGAUGCUCUGCUGAGAGACUCCGCUCCAGUUUAAAAGAGGGGUCCUGGGACAGUAACCCAGUGGAUGGGUGGGGAUAAAAGUCCUCAGAUGUUGCACCAGUCGGGUGAAUCAUGUCAUCGCUUUAAGUCAUGAGCAUCUUAAACAAACAAAACAAGAAGUGCCUCUUUGGAACAAAACAAGAGCAGAAAACAGUGAGGAUGUGCUACGACUCCCCAGCUUACAGAAUAUCAGUGGACAACUGGAGGCAGUAGAAAUGCUUUAGAAACAACUAUUACAUGAACAUGUCCAGAAGGUUUGCUGUUGAUGCUCUGAUUUGGAGAUCUGCCUGUGCUUUGUCUGCUGAUAGAAGUGGCUGCAUCCAAAGAGAAUUGUUAAAAUGGUGGAAGGUCUAACCUGUGACUUCCUGGACGCCUCUGCAGCCUCUUCUGAAGAAUUUAAAUCACACGAGGCUCGCUUAGGCAGGCUGGAGGGUACGUUCUUUGCACAUGUGGCCCUUUUCCCUUAAAACCUAAUCAGCAUGGAUUGGAUCUACUUGCAUUUUUGGCUUCUCCAUCAGUGAA
Molecule: messenger RNA, 1885 nt
Organism: Cyprinodon variegatus (sheepshead minnow)
Lineage: Eukaryota; Metazoa; Chordata; Actinopteri; Cyprinodontiformes; Cyprinodontidae
Gene: nmbr
Product: neuromedin B receptor
Exons: 5
Coding region: 121-1308 (395 amino acids)
Biological process (GO): bombesin receptor signaling pathway
Cellular component (GO): membrane
Molecular function (GO): bombesin receptor activity
Source: RefSeq, a predicted model, not a curated record